Caenorhabditis auriculariae is the source of this 2293-nucleotide messenger RNA. Lineage: Eukaryota; Metazoa; Nematoda; Chromadorea; Rhabditida; Rhabditidae. The record is from the annotation of a GenBank genome assembly.
AUGCUCCUUUCGGUUCAACGUCAUUUUUAUGUUCUCAGGAGUACUACUGGUUUUUGGCAAGGUUUAUUAUACAUUCAAAAAAAGCAAUGAAUUUCGAAUUUCACUUUGUGUUCAUUAUUCAUUAAAUGUUACCAUUAAAAAAAGUUUCCUCAUUAUUUUGGAAGGCAGACAUCCCCUUUUUUUCAAUAUUUGCAAGUCUUCAGAAGGAAUUUCCUAUACCGGCCACGACGACUUUGGUCAAUUGCAGGUAUUCAUUAGUGAAAUCUUUGCUAUUUAUAAUUUCCUUAAGAUCUCAAACUACACUCGCAUUAAAGAAUGGUUAAAUUGGAGCGAUUGGUCACAAUAUCAUCGACCAUCGCAAUAUCAUCGACCAUCAGGUACACAGCUCUUUUGAAAAAUGUAUUCAUGACGGAAAUUCAUCUCGAGUAGUAAUAGCAAACAUCUAGUUUUAGUGAUGUUUACUUAUUCAGAGUUUCAGGCCUCAACUAAUUGAAUAUCAUUGAAGCCGGACAUUUUUGAGACUUUAAACGGUGAUUUUUUUGCAAUCAAAGUAGAAAAAAAUCACGUUUUAUCAUUUAAAAAAUUAUAUUAUAUACGCUUUAUAUACGGUGUAUGUUCGCCUCGAACAAAAAUUGCUUUCAAGAAUACGAAUUUCACAUUGAAGUUAAACAUUCAAAAAAAAAGCAGUGAAUUUCGAAUUUCACUGGUGAAUCGAGAGGUAGAUACAAGUAGGUACCGGGUAGCAACUCAAGUGAAUCGGCGAAUCGUGAUCGAUGGUCAUUUGUAUGCGACCGGGUACUAUCUCUAUGGUACCUGGAUAGUACCUGAUCGGUAUCUGGAUGCUACCGGGUAUGUACCUGAAAUUCGCGAUUGCCACUGGCUGGCACAUCGGUCGUUUAUAUACCAUCAGUGUUUUUUUACACCUACCCAAGCCUUCCAGGGUCUUAUUUGAUAAAGCUGACACAAAAAAUAACGACCCGGGAACCAAUUCCAGACUUUCCGAAAGAAAUCGCGAAUGUCAGGUAGCUACCCGGUAGCUACUUGCAUCCAUAAAGAUGGUACCCGGUCGCAUACAAACGACCACCGAUUACCAUACGCCGAUUGACUUUUUCAAAAGUUGCUACCCGGUAGCUAUUUGUAUCGACUUCCCGAUUCAUCUUUGUUCACUUUGUGUUCUCUAUUAAUUUCUUGUUACCAUAGUGAAGGUUUUUCCGAUUAUUUUUCCUUGAGGUCUUUUUUUAUUUUAAUAUUUAAUAAUAGAUUAAUUUUUGAACGGAUCAGUUAUAGUUUGUUCAGAUUUUUGAAUGUCAACCAGCUAACUCCGCCCCUGCUGAAACGGUACCUUUUCGCGUCGAUGUUUUAUCGCGCGGGACUAAUUUUGAAUCGUGGAUUUCGCAAUUUUUUCAAUAAUUUUUUUAAUUUUUCAGUGGUUAUGAUGUCCAUUUGAAUUUUUUUAUGUGAUGUACGGUUAUAUUUGUUCUUUUCUUUAGGCGAAAUGCUCCAGAUUUAUGGUCAUGAACUCGCUGACUAUGGAGAGAAUAAAUUUCCGUCGCCACCAAGUUGGAAAUUCAAAAAUCCUUGUUUUAAAGCUUCGAAAACAACGAGUUUACAAGAUUUCAGAAGAUUCCAAUUUUUGCGCUUUCUUUUUCUUCCAAUGGCGUUUUUUUGUCAUCGCAGUUUUGGCCCCGGGCGCCCUGGGCAGCGACUCAUCAAGAAAUGGCCAUGGCGACCUACGUCGGUUUAGAAAUGUAAACGUUUGAAAACGCUUAGGGGCGCCAUUUCUCCACCUCUGGAGCGUUCAUCCGUCGGGCGGAUGAACGCUCGAAAAAGUUUUGCAGUGAGCUUUAUUCGUAUAUUCCAUCCUUAAAAAAUUUACAAGGUGCGAUAAUUUUUGAAGUGGUGUCCAUACGCAUCGCGAACGCACAAAAAUACAAAUGCCACAUACGUUUCCUCAAAAAGAUGGAUCUUCUGUACAAUUUCAAGGAGACAAAGCCUUCUCAGAUUUCGAACGUAGCGACUGAAAUUGAAAUCUGAAUAGACUAUAUUUUGAUUAGCAUUAAGGAACUAUUCAAAAUAUAAUCGAAAACUCAUGGUUCACUGAAUAUAUUACCCCUAUAUUUUGAAGCGACCCGGUCGUCGUGGUACCUGCGAGCCGGCGUUGCCUUCCGACACCCGUCUGAAGUCAACCUCCGACUUCGAGGUCGACUACCAGCUCAUCUCGAGAUCGGUCCGCGACUGCGUUUCUCUCAACGUCGUCGCCACCGUCUGCGGAUUUAUGGUCCAAUGCAUCUAG